AGAUAAAAUAUAUUAUUAGAUAAUACUAUACAUCAGGGAAUAAGCUUCAGUUCCAACAAAGCAAAAACAAAAGGAGUUAAAACCUCAAAAUUAUAGAGGAAUUAUAUUAUGUAGUUGCAGAAAAUCAACCUGACUAAGAGAAUAAAAAUCUGCGUGUACAUGGCUCCGCUUAUAUAAAUUGUUCCAUAUUGCAAAAUGACCAGAGUAUGGAUGUCCCAAAAACUUACGCAAUCUCGUUCUUUUUGUAUUCUUAUCCGUAAACUUGGAGGAAUACCAAUUUUGAAGAAAAUCUAAUCACAAAUUUGAAACCGUCCAUUGAAGAUUUAAAGAUUGGAAAACAUAAGCCCAAAUGGUUCUACUGAAUUCCCAGUGGACAUAAAGAUAAUCUGCCAAUUCUGAAUUAUUUUUGCAAAACAAACAAAUUGAAGCCAAAAUCCAACCUAUUUUCUGCAACUUGUUGAGAGCCAAUAUUUAUUUCUGGAAGUGAGCCACUGACGGAAGGAUACUUUUGGAGGGACUAAAGAGUUCCAACACAAUUUAUAGUAAGACUUCUUUAUAUUACCAUACUUAAUUGGAAAAUGUUGGUACCGUUGUUUGCUUCUUUGCUGACCUAUUAAAAUGGCAAAUGUCAAUGCCUCGGCUAUAACUGGAUGCUGGGGCAUUUUUCUUGAAAAUUUCUUUUGGAAUUUUAAUUUUAAUAAAAUUCUAAGGGAUUCAGAGACAAAUUCAAUGCUUAAUUUAUCAAAGCUCAUAUAUUCUUUAUAGUUUUGUGCCCCAAAAGAGGACUCUAGUUGUUGGACCAUCUACAACAAAAAUACUUUAAUUGUUAGAAACCUUUAUUCUCAUCUUAUUGAGCUUAAGUACGGUAAUAUAAAGAAGUUUCACUAUAAAUUGUGUUGGAACAGGUAAUAUAAAGAAGUCUCACUAUAAAUUGUGUAGCUCCAACACAAUUUAUAGUAAGACUUCUUUAUAUUACCAUACUUGAGCUCAAUAAGAUGAGAAUAAAGGUUUCUAACAAUUAAAGUAUUUUUGUUGUAGAUGGUCCAACAACUAGAGUCCUCUUUUGGGGCACAAAACUAUAAAAAAAAUAUAUGAGCUUUGAUAAAUUAAGCAUUGAAUUUGUCUCUGAAUCCCUUAGAAUUUUAUUAAAAUUAAUAUUCCAAAAGGAAUUUUCAGGAAAAAUGCCCCAGCAUCCAGUUAUAGCCGAGGCAUUGACAUUUGCCAUUUUAAUAGGUCAGCAAAGAAGCAAACAACGGUAGCAACAUUGUCCAAUCCAUCAAGACAACAGGUACUUCCAUAGCCUUCACUUGAUUUACCAAAAUAUAUACUCAUUGUGGCAAUGGAAUUUUAUGGCAUUUGAUACAGGUUCACCUGAAAUACAAAUAUACCAUGUUCCAAUUGACGAGAUUAUAUGUCGAUUGAAAGCACUAGACUUAGAACAGAGGAACAAUGAUAUGGUAGGGGAAGAGCAAAAUGCACUUGUCCCUUACAAACGAGAUGAUCAAAUUGUUCCAUAUGGAGGGCUCGAUCAUAUCAAGAAACGUAGGCCAAGGCCAAAGGUGGACCUUGAAGCAGAGACAACUAGGCUAUGGAAACUCUUGAUGGAAAAGGAGGGAAGUGAGGACCCUGAAGGAACGAAGGAAAAAUAUUGGGAAGAAGAAAGGAAAGUCUUCCGUGGACAAGCUGAGUCAUUCAUUGCACGCAUGCACCUUGUUCAAGGAGACAGGCGUUUUUCGCAGUGGAAAGGAUCAGUUGUUGACUCGAUAGGAGUUUUCCUUACUCAGAAUGUAUCAUACCAUCUUUCAAGCUCUGCAUUCAUGUCCCUCACAGCACGAUUUCCACCUGAGUCAACUAGCAACAACAGAACAUGCUAUAAGGGUGAGACAAGAAUACUGGUUGAAGAACCAGAGGACAGCGUACCAGGCACGAAUGACACCAUCAAAUGGAAUGCAAAGGCAUCAGGUAAAACAAUAUACAACCAAAGCUCUACAACACCCCAUGAAUCAUUGACGUUUAAUGGAGACUGUGUGACCUCAGGAAGAAGAGCAAACUUAGUCAAAGCAAAAAAUCAAAGAGUAGAGGAAGAAGUCCUUUCAUCACAAGAUUCUUUUGACUCCUCUUUGAUUAGAGCUGCUGGGAGAAUCAGAUCUUCCUCAGGUUCGAACUCAGAAGCAGAAGAUUCAACUACUGCCUGCAAACCCAGCGGAAUCCAAGGUUCUACUUCAAUAAAUCUUCAGCAGAUUAGCAAGACUGCCAUGUUCAAGGAAUUUCACUGCCAUGAAAAUGCAUUUUUUUAUGACAGCUCCAUGCAUGUGCAUACGCAAUUAGAAGAUGUAGAGCAUGGCAGUCAAAAAAUAGCACUGGAGGGAUUGCACAGGACUCCAGACGCUGGAAUACAAGAAGUAGACUGUUUGGAACUAUGGGGAGAAGAAAGCAUUUCUUCUUGGGCUUCAAAUACUUCCAGAACAAGCAAGGCAAAAGAUGAUAACUCUACGACCAAAAAACAUGGACAAAUGGCAGAAAACAUGGGCAAAAUGAUGGUCCAACAUGAUGGACUAUUUAGACCUCAAGGAACGCCAUUAGUGGGACCAUACGCAUUAUCAAGCAAGCAACAAAUCGAUCAACAUGGAUCUCAUGUUAAGAAUAAUCAAUGUCCAUGCAACAAUGAUCAACAUGAGAGGAUGAAAGCCUUGGAAAGCUCCUCAGUUACAGGGCCCCAAGUCUCCAAUGUCCCCAAGCUGCCACAAGAAGCUUCUGAUGUAGAUAAGAGAGUCUCCCUACGGGAAAAACAAACACAGUUAGAGAAAUAUGUGGCUGAACCAACUCUAAAGCAGCAGGUUCAUUCUUCUGACAAGGCAUAUAGUGCAGCAAAUACCAAUAGUUUGAAAGGAAAGAGAGGGAAGGUUGAGGGCAAAAAAGAAAUCGCUGAUUGGGAAAGUUUAAGAAAGCAUGUGCAGUCCACUAGUACAAAAAUAGAAAGAACCCAAGCUACAAUGGAUUCACUGGACUAUGAAGCAUUGCGAAAUGCUAGUGUUCGUGACAUUUCCGAUGCUAUCAAAGAACGAGGCAUGAACAACAUGCUUGCAGAUCGGAUUAAGGCCUUCCUUAACCGGCUGGUUAAAGAACAUGGAAGCAUCGACCUAGAGUGACUAAGGGAUGCCCCACCUGACCAAGCGAAAGAUUAUCUGUGAAGUAUAAGAGGAUUAGGGUUAAAGAGUGUCGAGUGUGUGUGGCUUUUAACAUUACAUCAUCUCGCUUUCCCAGUUGAUACAAAUGUUGGACGAAUAGCUGUGAGACUAGGAUGGGUUACCCUUCAACCACUGCCUGAGUCACUCCAGUUGCAUCUCCUAGAAUUGUAUCCUGUGCUGGAGUCAAUUCAGAAAUAUCUGUGGCCGAUUUGCAAACUGGAUCAGCGAACAUUAGCAAAAUUAACUACAAAGAAUUAUUUAUUGAUACAUAUGCAGGUUUUCUGCACAAAGAACAGACCAAAUUGCAAUGCAUGUCCAAAGGGGGAGUGUAGACACUUUGCAAGUGCUUUCACAAGUGCAAGACUUGCUCUGCCCGCUCCAGAAGAGAAGAGUAUCGUGAGUGUACCAGUUCCCAUCGCAGCCAACAGAAAACCAAGUAUAGUCGUUAAUCCCAUGCCACUACCUUCACCUGAGAAAGAUCAAAUUGGAGUGACAAGGUCAGAAACUGCAAACUGUGAACCUAUCAUUGAAGUACCAGCAACACCUGAGCCAGAACGCAGAGAAAUAACAGAAAGUGAAAUAGAAGAGGCAUUCAACGAAGACCCUGAGGAAAUUCCUACAAUCAAACUCAACAUUGAAGAGUUUACAACAAACCUGCAAACUUACAUUCAAGAAAACAAGAUGGGCCUUCAAGAAGGUGACAUGUCAAAGGCUUUGGUUGUUUUGAAUUCAGCAGCUGCUUCUAUCCCCACACCAAAACUGAAAAAUGUGAGCCGGCUAUGAACAGGGCACCAAGUGUAUGAACUUCCAGAUUCACACCCUCUGCUCAAUGGGGUCAGUUAUUCCGAACCAGAUGAUCCAAGCCCAUACCUUCUCACUAUAUGGACACCAGGUGAAACCGCAAAUUCAAUUCAACUGCCAGAGAGAAGGUGUGGAUGGCAAGAAGCAAGCAAAUUGUGCAAUGAGAACACAUGCUUUUCUUGCAAUAGCACAAGAGAAGAAAAUUCACAAACAGUGAGAGGCACUCUUCUGAUACCAUGUAGAACAGCUACGAGAGGAAGUUUUCCACUCAAUGGCACAUAUUUCCAAGUUAAUGAGGUAAUUGCAGAUCAUGAUUCUAGCCUUAACCCUAUUGAUGUUCCAAGGGCAUGGAUAUGGAACUUACCAAGACAGGCGGUAUACUUUGGAACUUAUGUAUCAACAAUUUUUCUAGGCUUGACAACUGAGGGAAUCCAGUACUGCUUCUGGAGAAGGUUUGUUUGUGUGCGAGGAUUUGACCAAAAAACAUGAGCACCCUGACCUUUAAUGGCCAGAUUGCACUUUCCAGCAAGUAAGUUGGCCAAGACAAAAAAUGAAAAAUGA
Messenger RNA from Malania oleifera, 4550 nucleotides. RefSeq names its product transcriptional activator DEMETER-like. The record is from RefSeq and is a predicted model, not a curated record. Gene Ontology annotation, molecular function: DNA demethylase activity; DNA N-glycosylase activity. Gene Ontology annotation, biological process: base-excision repair. NCBI's taxonomy places the organism in Eukaryota, Viridiplantae, Streptophyta, Magnoliopsida, Santalales, Ximeniaceae.